This is a messenger RNA of Anoplophora glabripennis (Asian longhorned beetle), 1657 nucleotides long. Its product is annotated as nucleolysin TIAR-like. NCBI's taxonomy places the organism in Eukaryota, Metazoa, Arthropoda, Insecta, Coleoptera, Cerambycidae. The coding region runs from base 1 to 1593 and encodes 530 amino acids. Gene Ontology annotation, molecular function: RNA binding. The transcript is spliced from 10 exons. The record is from RefSeq and is a predicted model, not a curated record.
AUGCACUGGGAGCACUGCGACAAAGAGGUGGUCGUGGAGGGAGGGCCGGUGGCUGUGCCGGCCGUCGUUCGGCUGCGUGCCCCUGUUGGGUUAUCGAUGCACCGGCCCCCGUCGGGUGACGCGCACGCCAUUGAGCUGGGGCAGACAAGUGGCUCGCACAAGAGCGCCGAAGCCGUGCCUUUGCCGCAGUUGGAGUCGCCCGCCGUUUGCAAUAGUACGGGCCACUGUAACGUUCCGCCCUCGCGUCCGCCACCCCCGACAGUACGACGGCAUGAAACAAGCGCGCCUUCUGCAGUCUUCGAGCAGCGGGUAGCGCGACUAGUGUGCCUCGCCGCCGCCACCGCCGCCGCCGCCGACAGCCCCGAUCCACACGCGGAAAAGACGCGCAAACUUCACCGAACUUUUUCACGUCGCCUUCGCGGACUUCCCACCGCUCCCAUUCAUGUGAAUCGCCUGCCGCGACGCACAAGGUUUUUAUUGGAAGCGGCAACGGUACGCGAGAACACCGCGAAGAUGUUGACCAUGUCGACGCUGAUGAUGCCGGCCCCGGCGAUGACCGCCGCCACCAUGUCCACUCCCGGCCUUCUGCCGGUGCCCAGCAAGCUGGAAGUUGCCGGGAAGUUGACCAUCAACCACGCGGCUCCGGCCAACAAAGCAGAGCAUCAUCAUAUCUUCGUAGGGGACUUAAGCCCAGAAAUAGAGACACAAACACUACGGGAUGCUUUUGCUGCGUUUGGGGAAAUAUCGGAUUGCAGGGUAGUAAGGGACCCACAAACUUUAAAAUCAAAAGGAUAUGGUUUCGUCUCAUUUAUUAAGAAAGCGGAAGCUGAAAGUGCGAUCGCCGCAAUGAACGGACAGUGGCUUGGAAGCCGGAGCAUUCGAACGAACUGGGCAACUAGGAAACCACCGGCUCCAAAAAACGAAGUGAAUACCAAACCGCUAACGUUCGACGAGGUCUACAACCAAAGCAGUCCGACCAACUGCACAGUGUACUGCGGAGGCAUAACAAACGGACUGACAGAGGAGCUCAUGCAGAAAACAUUCGCUCCCUUUGGAACAAUCCAAGAAAUAAGGGUAUUCAAGGAAAAGGGAUAUGCGUUUGUUAGGUUUUCCACAAAGGAGUCGGCCACACAUGCAAUCGUAGCAGUGCACAACACGGAUAUCAAUGGGCAAAUCGUGAAAUGUUCAUGGGGGAAGGAAUCCGGCGAUCCCAAUAAUGCUCCGGUGGCUGGACAGGCUAUUGCUGGAACUAGCUUCCCAUACAGCGCGUACGGUCAACAGCUCGGCUACUGGUACCCUCAGAGUUAUCCGGCGGCUAGUUCCGCUCAAAUGCAGGGUCAAUUCCUGGGAGGCAUGCAAGGGUACGCCUACGGACAGUUUGGAGGAUACCAGCAAUCCUACAUGGGAAUGGGACUACAAGUACCGACAGCAGCUACGGCAUGGCAAGGCAUUCCCGCCCAGCCGCAAAUCCCAGCGACGCCACAGCAGAUGACAGCUCCGACUGCAACGCUCCAACAACCUGGCAUCGUUUUCCCCAUCCAGCAGUAUCAAAUAGGAGAGGACGACUGGCUCACUCCUAGCCUGCUGGUGUGAACCGAGUGCGCCCAAAAAACAAACAAGCAGCAAAUGUAUUGGCGCAGGCGCAAAAUCAAGGUAG